UGUCACGUUAGCACGUCUCAAUCAGCACAAGACACACAAACGAAAAUCAAAUCUAUAUAUUUGUCGGUUCUUUUGCAUUCAAACAAAUAAUUCUUGUGUGGUGUGAACUGAAGUACGAUUCUCAAUUUCGUAUCAUUACAAUAUUCUCACCGAAACCAUCAAUCCGAACGGUUGUGUUCAAUUCCAUUAAAAUAAAUUCACUGCCUUCGUCCUAUAUAUCGGCAAUUGUGCAAAUUGUUUUUACUAUGUACCGGUUGUGAAUAAUAGUAUUUGUUUUUUUGUGAAUUUUGUCCGUCCCAUUAUUUCAAUUAAUAACGACAACGACGAAUUAUCGUUGAGAGAUUUUUAUUUUAAAUUCAAUUAUUUAUUUUAAUAUUAUGACAUUUUUUAUGUGAAAAUUAUGCGAUUAAAGACCAAAUUUUUGUGAACGAAAUAUAAAAUAAACUGCGACGAGAAACGAAUAAAGUUUCAAAAAUUGAAAAAAAAAAUAACAGAUCGGAAAAACAGUGAGCUAUCAAAAACAAACCGAAAGAAAAUCGAAAAAAAAUAUUUUUUUUUCUUGUGACCAGUGGAUCAAUAAAGUUUUUCAUCAUUGAUCAUAUUGGGAAAUCGUUUUGUGUACCAGUGAAGCUAAGAAGAUGCGGUAUUUAACAACAAUCGUUGUUGCAAUCGUAUUGGCACUUAGUUUUGCAAACGGUGCACCACAAAUGCGACGACACAGGCGCCAUGGAUCAGUGGAGAAUGAUGUCUUUCGUCCAAGCAAAGUCGCAUGGAGUAAUUCAUGCGGAUCCAGUACGAAAAAUGACACAUUCGGCAUUCACCGAAGUCGAACGGUAAAACCACUGAAAGGAUUACGAAACGAACUGCCAAAUUACAUAAAUCGAUUAAAUGAACCACGCUCGCAGGCCAUCAGCACGGAUGACGUCUCACGAUGGUUCUCUCAACCAUUCAAUUCAACAUACUCAUUCUUGGCACAAAUCAAUGCAUCAAUAUCCAAUAUCCAUUUGCGAAAGCGUCACAUUGAGACACAAGUGUAUGUCGGCGCAUUCCAAUAUUUGCGAUGGAAGCAAUUCCGCCACGAUAUGAUUCGCAAUGAAGACAACAAUAAAACGCGUGCAUUGGAGUAUUUGUUAAUUCUGGCAAAGAAUUUGCUAUGUGAAAUUGAAACCGCCAUCAAUAAUACGGGCAUGAAAAUGCCAAUGAUCCUGACAAAAGAAGCGAUGCACAAACGAUUGACGUUCCGUAACAAUAAUAAUACGAUGAAAGUUAUUACGGAUAAAACGAAUGACAUUGACGAAGUCGAUGAAAUCGAUAAUGGAUUUGCGAAAAUUCGAUUUGGUGAAUAUUUGAAUGGAUUGCAAACGGUGCUCAGAAAUCGAAUGGGUAAACAACAUCAUCACAUUGGUAAAAAGGCGAAAAAAAAUCAAAUGCCACCAUUGAAAAGGAAGAACAAAUUAAAUGCCACAAUUGUUGCGAUGGUACCGAAAGAAAUCAAACCGAUUGACCAAGUGCCAAAUGAGCACGAAAAUGAUAUUGACGACAGUAUCACACCAACAAAGAGGCAUCACAAUGUUGACCUAAAACAUCGGACUCGUCUCGGUUUUCACAAACAAAAUCGAAACCGAAAUAAUAAGAAAAACCGUAAGCAAACCGUAGCAUCUUUGAGACCAAGUGAAAUAAAUGUGUUUCGAAAUCAUCGAAAGAUUAGUACAACAUUGAAUAAAAGUGAAGCAACAACGAUUGCAUCAACGACAACAACGGUCACACCAUCAACACAAUCUCAAUCAUCAUAAUUGAAAAAGAAAUCACUUUUCGUCCAACCCAUUCCUGUCGCGACAGUAUUAAAUCAAAGUAUUUUUAUUCAUCGCAAACAUUCUCUAAUAUUCCGCUCAAAUAUCAACGAAUGCAUACGGGUUUGAUCGAUAUGCAGAUUUUUUUCACUUAAUUUAUUACUAUUUUAGUAGAUAGGUCGUGAUACGUUUUAUGUUGGGUCGACACAUUUUAAUUUAUAUAUGCAAAAAAGGAAGUUAGUUAUGAUUGAGGAAGAUGAAAAAAAUGUGCCCAGAUGAAAUCAAUUGCUGUUCUCGCGUAGUAGUGUUGCCAGUUUGGAACACAUGAUUUGAUAAUAAUUGUAAUUAGUGAAAUUCCAAUUGCUAUUUACUUAGACCUAUUAGCCGCUGUGAUAUAAAGCUCUAAGUAUUUAUAUGUAUGUUUAGCUUAAAUAUGAUGCUUGAAAUCGAUGAAUGAUGAUGAUGUUUUUUCAUAGCAAAAAUUGAAAAUGCCAAAUAUAUUUUUU
Messenger RNA from Contarinia nasturtii (swede midge), 2296 nucleotides. RefSeq lists its product as uncharacterized. Gene Ontology annotation, biological process: cell surface receptor signaling pathway via JAK-STAT; embryonic development via the syncytial blastoderm. Lineage: Eukaryota; Metazoa; Arthropoda; Insecta; Diptera; Cecidomyiidae. The record is from RefSeq and is a predicted model, not a curated record. The coding region runs from base 639 to 1793 and encodes 384 amino acids. The transcript has 4 exons.